AUGGCGUACAUAAUUGGGAUAUUUACCUCUAUAGCAUUAGUCAUUGCCAUCCUACUUAUGGUUUUCUGGUUCAUAAUGGUUAAAAGGAGAGAAGAGAGAAAGAUAAAGGAACGGCAAAUACUUCUUACUCCAGCUAACGGUUCAUCAAUCCAACCUUCCACAACAGGAAAGCAGCCUUUAGAGGAUUUCUCAUUUUUCAAACUUAGUACCAUUGUGGCAGCCACAAACAAUUUUUCCGUUUCUAACAAACUCGGACAAGGCGGUUUUGGCACUGUUUAUAAGGGGCGAUUGAGGAAUGGAAUAGAUAUUGCGGUUAAAAGACUAGCAAAAAAUUCCGAUCAAGGUUUCGAAGAAUUUAAGAAUGAAGUUUCUUUAAUAGUGAAACUUCAACAUAGAAAUUUAGUUAGGCUUUUAGGAUGUUGUUUUCAACCGCAUGAGAAGAUGCUUAUAUAUGAAUACUUGCCAAAUAAGGGAUUGGACUCAUUCAUUUUUGAUCAAGAUAAAUGUUAUAUACUUAAUUGGGAGAAGCGAUUUAACAUCAUUUUGGGAAUAGCAAGAGGAAUGAUAUACCUUCACCAAGACUCUCGACUCAAAAUCAUCCAUAGAGAUUUAAAAGCCAGCAAUAUUUUAUUGGAUGAUGGAUUGAAUCCUAAAAUCUCCGAUUUUGGAACGGCUAGAGUUUUUGGAGGUGAUCAAAUGGAAGCCAAUACAAAAAGGGUAGUUGGAACAUAUGGUUAUAUGUCUCCAGAAUAUGCCAUGGAAGGACUAUAUUCAAUAAAAUCUGAUGUCUUCAGCUUUGGUGUCAUAUUGCUUGAGAUUAUAAAUGGGAGAAAAAAUACCAGUUACCAUCAAGAGAACACGAUAAAUUUGAUAGGACAUGCUUGGGCAUUAUGGAACAAAGGUAAAGUCUUUGAUAUAAUUGACUCAAGGAUGGGAGAUUUAUGGACAAACCAAGAAGUUUUGAGAUGCAUUCACAUAGGACUUCUAUGUGUGCAAGAACAUGCUAUGGACAGACCAACUAUGUCUGAAGUUGUUUUCAUGUUAUGCAAAGAUAUGUCUUUACCUUCUCCAAAGCAGCCCGCGUUUAUCUUCAACGGACAAGACAUGCAUGCAUCGGAUUCAUUGACGAACAUUAAAGAUGUGGUAGAGAUUGCUGUGAAAAGAUUAGCGAAAAGGUCACAUCAAGGUGUGGAAGAGUUUAAGAAUGAAGUUUCGUUAAUUGCCAAAUUUCAACAUAGAAAUUUGGUGAGGUUGUUAGGAUGUUGUGUUGAACAUCAUGAGAAGGCUCUCGUAUAUGAAUACUUACCGAAUAAAGACUUGGACUCAUUCAUUUUCGAGAAAUGUUCUCAACUAAAUUGGGAGAAACGGUAUAACAUCAUUUUGGGAAUUGCAAAGGGAAUGGUUUAUCUUCACCAAGAUUCUCGAUUGAGGAUAAUUAAUAGGGACUUGAAAACUAGCAAUGUUUUGUUAGAUAAUGAGUUGAAUCCUAAAAUCUCGGAUUUUGGAAUGGAAAGAAUUUUUAAAGGCAAUCAAAUUGAAGCAAAUACAAAUAGGGUAGUUGGAACAAUUGUUUAUAUGUCUCCAGAAUAUUCUAUGGAAGGACUAUAUUCAAUAAAAUCCGAUGUCUUCAGCUUUGGUGUCAUAUUGCUUCGGAUUAUAAAUAGGAGGAAAAAUACCAGUUACCAUCAAGAGAAAACGAUUAACUUGAUCAGCGAUGUUACAAAGGAAAACAAUACAUUUGACUUCAACGACUUACUAGAUGGAUCAGAAGAAGUUUGUAAAACUAACUUUAUUAACGAAGACGAAUCAUCAAACAAAUCGAUCAAGAACAACCAAGAAUAA
Impatiens glandulifera is the source of this 1842-nucleotide messenger RNA. RefSeq names its product G-type lectin S-receptor-like serine/threonine-protein kinase At1g11410. NCBI's taxonomy places the organism in Eukaryota, Viridiplantae, Streptophyta, Magnoliopsida, Ericales, Balsaminaceae. The record is from RefSeq and is a predicted model, not a curated record. Gene Ontology annotation, biological process: protein phosphorylation. The transcript is spliced from 10 exons. The coding region runs from base 1 to 1842 and encodes 613 amino acids. Gene Ontology annotation, molecular function: ATP binding; protein kinase activity.